AUGCCAAAACGCAGUCGCAUGAAUAGAAACCAAGCUGAACGGUGGUUGUGCAGGAUCUCAGAGAAGGAAAAGAAGUUUCGUUUAAUGGUGACGGGGUUUCCGUUUGGUAGGAUGAACACUCUCUGGAGAUUUGUUUCACAGAACAAUCCCCUGGCAAAGGAUUCCCUCUCCCCAUCUCCAGAAGAGGAAAGAGAUGGAGAAGCACCUGUGCAGAGCCCCAGUCCCUGCUUCAUGGAUGUGAAAUUCCCAGGAGGCUAUACGAUCACCAUGGUCUUUAGCCAGCCACAAACAGUAGUUCUGUGUGUUGGUUGCUCCACUGUCCUGGGCCAGCCUACGGGAGGAAAAGAAAGGCUUCUAGAAAGAUCUUCCUUCAGGAGGAAGCAGCACUAA
Lepus europaeus (European hare) is the source of this 390-nucleotide messenger RNA. RefSeq names its product small ribosomal subunit protein eS27-like. Bases 1 to 390 code for a protein of 129 amino acids. Gene Ontology annotation, cellular component: cytosolic small ribosomal subunit; ribosome. The record is from RefSeq and is a predicted model, not a curated record. Lineage: Eukaryota; Metazoa; Chordata; Mammalia; Lagomorpha; Leporidae. Gene Ontology annotation, biological process: translation; ribosomal small subunit assembly. The transcript has 2 exons. Gene Ontology annotation, molecular function: structural constituent of ribosome; RNA binding.